This is a messenger RNA of Leptidea sinapis, 3043 nucleotides long. RefSeq lists its product as uncharacterized. The record is from RefSeq and is a predicted model, not a curated record. The coding region runs from base 242 to 1174 and encodes 310 amino acids. The transcript has 7 exons. NCBI's taxonomy places the organism in Eukaryota, Metazoa, Arthropoda, Insecta, Lepidoptera, Pieridae.
ACCUCAAUAGCUGUGAAGUGUGAGCUGGGUAAUGACAACUGUAUAAAUAUCUUUGUUACUAAUUUAUUGACUAUUGUUGUCACUUUGUAAAACGUAAUACAUACACGAAUUAUGUUAAAAAAUUGUAACAUAAAUAAACAUUGUUUAGUGAGUUUAUAAAAUUAAGUGAGAUUCAAACUGUAAUAGAACAAAGUAUCGAGGUCUACAAGUUUGUUUUGUUAAUAUAUGUUUAGGAUUUAGUAUGCAAGAAGAUGGAAAGUUACCCUUGAAGAGGGUUGAACUAUCACUAACAAAGUUUAACGAUGUUGCUAUACCUCAUCACUUAGACCUGCUGCGCCAGCAUAAGGCCAACAUAUUAAAGUACGAGGAGCUGGGGCAGUAUGCACGCGUGCGCUCGGAGCAGACGCACGCGCGGCGUGUGGCGUCGCAGCUGCGGUCGUUGCUCGGAGAGCUGGAGGCGUUGCGACGUGGCGUGCGGCCGCCAGACCGCGCGCGCUUCGACGCGCUCACGCAGGGCUCGCGGGAACGUACGCUGGCGGCCAUCAUGGACUACCUCGGUGUGAUAGAGCGCAGUUGCAUAGCGCUCGUGGACUCGAGCAGGCCGUCUACGCACCCGCGUCCUCUCCGUACUGACACAAGCCCGCUGUCCAUCAACCGCGCGCCCUCUACCGACCAGAUCGCAGCCAGUGUGCGCUCGACGGACUCCGUGGGCAUUGUGCCCGACACAGUGCAGCUGCAGGUGGACCUGCAGGAGAUAUCGAUCCGGGAGCGCGAGGAGGUCUUGGCCGGAUGGAGCGCGCUGCAGAGUGAGGUGCGCGCCUUGCACGACGCCUGGCAGCACGUGCAGGCAGCAGCGCUGGCGCAGCGCGACCAGGUGACUCGCACGUCGGAGGGCGUGGAGCUUGCCGCCGAGAACGUUCAAGUGGCUCGCUCGCACCUGGCCGCCGCCGAGAGGUUGCGAGCGGGCGCUUACGGCGUGUGCGGAGCGGUAGCGGGGGCAAUGGUGGGUGGGCCGUUGGGCGCCGUGCUCGGGGCCAAAGUAGGUGCCGCCGCACUUGUGGCCGGCUCAGCACUCGGCUACUUCGCCGCUCGCUCGAUACGGCGCCGCACGCACGCUGACCUGCCGACGGAUCCGCCGACAGACACGCCCACUGAACUCAAGAAGGAACUCUAGCGACCGGUCCGCGUUCGAGUGCGACGCGGACGCCAUUAUUUAAAGUUAUUAUGAUUCCGACAUCAGAGAGUCCGGGACUAUGUUACACGGGACUUAUGGACCCGCAUGUAAAUGUUAUAUUAGUAGAUAAUAUUUUUAUAUUGCUCUGUUUUUUCGCUUUAAAAGCGCCGUAUGCUUUUGAAGCGGUGUUUGUGAUGUAACAUUGAUCCUUAGAUUAUAAAUAAAUUAGAACCCAGUUCGCACACACGCCACUCGAAUGUGGUAUAUAUACCGGCCCACUUUCGGUCCGUUCCUCGACGGUCCCCGGUUCUGCCUCCACUUGGUAUCGCGUGGCUCUCCUGUUUCAUGUUUGAAAUAUAUACAAAUAUGUACGCGACGUCACUGGUACUUGCGGUACGGAAUCCGUGUAAUAUUUGUCAACAUUCUAAUAUAAUGAAUCUGAAUAAAGUUUAUUUGACUUUGAAAAAGUAUUGGCUAGUGGUUCGGGAAUUUUCCUGUGUGGGGACAGGGCGCGGGUGUCGGGCCGCUGUCCUGCUCCGCUCUUGGUCGUCGCCCCGUUGUAAUUGGGAGUCCCUGUCGUAUAUAAAAUAUUUUGACCUCUGUUCGAUGGGGUGGUUCUUGGUAAUAGUUGGACCAGAAAGGGAGGCUGUGUCGUUGGUAGUGCGUCAUAUACUCUGUACAGCUAUGGUCGUUGUUAAUGUCAUUGACAUCCUAUUUCGGAUGUCGAUGUUGGCCCACGAAUGCUAAGUUCUAAGUACCUAUAUUAAGGUACAUUCACUGACCUCUACUAUAUACCACUGGGCUGGCGGCUCUCAAAGUGUUUUUGUGCCUGAUUGAUAUUCGCCAUUUUGACGCUGUUGGCCAUGUAGCGACAGAAAUAAAACCAGUAUUGACAACCUUAGCUAAACAAACAUAAAUAAGAAAACUAUUUACAACGAAAACUUGUGUACUUUAUUACGUUGAUUCUUGAAGUAUAAAUUGCACGGAAAACUACUAAAAUUAAUUCAAAAUGCAAAAAUACUUCAGAGUAUUGUUCGCUUCUCUCGCAGACAUUUAUAUUUUAGUCAAAAUACGUCAAAAUUAGUUCUCUGAACGCUCGCGAGUGGCGCUUCGAAUAGGUACAAAAAUUGCUGUCAAACAUUAUGGAACAGCUUGUCCAGUGGUAUUUACAGGUCAAUGGGUACAUUUGUCAGUACUUUAGAUUUUUUAAUUUAAUAGAUAUCGGUUGUACCAUCACUGUACUGUGAAAUGUACUGAAUCUCAUUAUUAUUUAUGAUCCAUUAUUAUUAUUUCAAUAAUUAAAUUAGUUUUCCUACACAAAACACUCACUUUGUACAUGUUGAGUUUGCAUAAUACCAGGCGUAAAGUCGAAAAUUUCAAGGUACCUACGCAUACAACAUAAUGUUACAAAUUCAACAAACAAAUUAAUAAAAUUUUCCGAUUGUUUGAUUUCCUUUGAUUUGAUGUCCUUACAAAUUAAUACUUUUUUCCUUACUUGCAAUAGUAACGAACUUUUUUAUAUUUCAUUUUAAUAAAUUCCGUACAAUAUUAAGUAAUUAUUAUAUGCUAGAAUGUUAGAAAAUGAGCUUAACAGUAUAAUAAUGAAUAUUAAUCUACGUGUGCUAAGUUCCUAACGCUACGCAGGACGACGGCGGGGUGGGGAACGCGGAGAGGGAGUAUGGUCGCUUCUCGACUCAAGUCCCAACUUAGCUUGACCGGCUUGUCCCUUAUAUUGUUAUCUAAUUAAGUGCUCUAGUCAUUUAAAGUGGCAACACUAACUUGUAGGUAUGUGUAAUAUAUAUUUAUUUAUAAAUAAAACAAAUUGCCUUUGUAUAUAUUUUGGUAUAAAUAAAGAUUAUAGAAUAAUAA